GCGAGGGACAUUUCAUUGUGUGUACGGAAGUAGACAGGCAGCUGAGCGGUUCAUCCCAGCUGGUGGCCGCAUAGGUGUUAGAACAAAGUAUUCUUGCAUUACAAUUCAUUUCCUGAAGAACAUGAGGCGUGACUGGCCGCAGAAGGAAUCCAGCCACGUCCACUCGAGUGUGUUUUAGUGAAUGCGUUUCCUGAUUUAGCGGGGAAGCAGAACGCUGAGUUGUUCUGAGCCAUGGGGUCCGAGGAUGUAUUGAGAAGUGCAUCUGCACUCGCAUCUUACAAUGUUCUGUUACAGGUGAUGUUUCGCUUCCUGACGUUCUUCCUCAACGCCUUUACACUGAGAUUUGUGUCAAAGGAGUUGAUUGGCGUCGUGAAUGUUAGGUUGAUGCUGUUGUACUCUACAUUGGUGUUCCUGUCCCGAGAGGCCUUCAGGAGGGCGUGCCUUAGUGGCGGGGGUGCUGAGUCUAACUGGAGACAGAACAUCAACCUGCUGUGGCUCACGUUUCCCUUGGGCUGUUUGUGGGGUGUAUUACUGGUGUGUGUGUGGGCAUUUGUGCUGCAAGCCCCAGACCCCCAGGCUGUUCCCAACUAUCUGCCUGCUGUGUGUCUCUUCUGCUGGGCAGCGCUGCAGGAGCUGCUGGCUGAACCACUGUGGGUCCUUGCACAGACACACAUGCUUGUUCAACUCAAGGUUGUAGCAGAGAGCUCAGCGAUGGUUGCUAAGUGCAUCGUAACCGUGGUAAUGGUUAUGUCGGCCCCAGAGUGGGGUCUCUACAUCUUUGCUGCAUCUCAGUGUGUGUACUCAGGGUUCCUGGUGCUGUGCUACGUGGUCUACUUCACGAGGUUCCUGGGCUCAGCUGAGGCGGAGAAGAAGGGCUUCCCUCUGCAGAGCAUCACAGAGACGCUCCCGGGCCGAACGCAGGGAGAGUCAGUCAUCAACUGGAAGUUGGCAAGGCUGACCUGGAGUUUCUUUAAGCAGUCAUUCCUAAAACAGAUCCUCACUGAAGGGGAGCGCUACGUGAUGACCUUUCUGAAUGUGCUUAACUUUGGAGACCAGGGUGUGUAUGACAUCAUUAAUAAUCUGGGCUCGAUGGUGGCACGCUUCCUCUUCCUCCCGAUAGAGGAGAGCUUCUAUGUAUUUUUCGCAAAGGUUCUGGAAAGAGGGCGGACCGUUCAUCAACAAAAACGAGAAGAGGUUGCCAUGGCAGCGGAUGUGUUGGAAUGCCUUCUGAAGCUGGUGCUUGUGAUUGGUCUGAUCAUCGCAGUGUUUGGACAGGCCUACUCUCACCUGGCCCUGGACAUCUACGGAGGAGAGCUGUUGAGCAGUGGAACAGGUCCCUCUCUCCUGAGAUGCUACAGUGCAUAUGUUCUCCUGCUGGCUGUGAAUGGAAUCACCGAAUGCUUCACUUUCGCUGCCAUGAGCAAGGAGGAGGUGGAUCGGUAUAACUUUGUCAUGCUCGGCCUGUCUGUGUGCUUCCUGCUGCUCUCCUAUUGGCUGACUGGGCUGUUUGGGGGCGUGGGCUUCAUCCUGGCCAACUGCUGCAACAUGGCGUUGCGGAUCACACACAGCCUGGUGUACAUGCGCCACUACUUCCAGCUAUCUGAGUACACCCCGCUGGCGGGGCUGCGGCCUCACCCCGCCCUGCUGGCCAGCUUGGCUGCCAGCUACGCCCUCACUACGGUCUCUGAGAGUGUGUUCUGUUGUGAUGGGGGCUGGUUGCUAUGGCUAGUCCACGUCGCCGUGGGUGGGGUGUGUUUACUCGGGGUGAUCGCCACGGCGUUUGUCACCGAGACUCGUCUCGUGGAGUUCAUUAAAUCCCAGCUGCUGCCACGCUACAGCAAGAAGCUCACCUGAAAGCCUGAAGCUCACCUGAAACCCUGUAGAACACCUGAAAGCCUGAAGCUCACCUGAAACCCUGUAGAACACCUGAGGGUCUGGGGCCCCCAGGCCUUAGCACCGCUGCACCACCAUGGGGUGCCUGGGCUGAACUUGGAGGUUAUUCCACAAAGCAGGGUCACUGAGUUGUCGGGAUAACUGCACUUAGUGAAGCGCACAACAGAACAUUGUGUUUACGUCCAUCUGUAGAGUUUUUGCUGUGUCCAGGUUCAGCUCGGCAUAGUCAUUCAGCUCACUCAGACAUUUUGAAGGCGUGGCGCAUGAUCUUGGCACCAGAGACUCAACACACACAGCCUUUCCAUGGGUACAAAUAUGAAGAGGACUUUAAAGCAGCCCUGUCUGGAUUAUGUCAUUUAUUUUUAUAUGAGAGUCUUUAAUUUGAAUAUAAUGUAGUAUAAAUCAUGACUAGUAAAGAGGGUUGAGGAACCUGUAGCUUUUUUUGUGAUGCUAUGAUGUCAAUAAGUAUGGCUGCCGUUAUUAUUGAUUAAUUAGCAUGGAAUUGCUAUGAAUGUAGUUACUGGCACUGCUGCUUAAGAUAUGUACUAGAAAAGACCAAAGCAAACCCAAAUCCUAUUAAAGAGGAUGAUUAGAUAACAUCUGUUAUCUUAGGGAACUUACCUGAAAUGACCCUUGUGACUAUCCCUUCUGGGAGUGCCAUUAUACUGACUGCAGACUGGGAAAAUGAAUGGAUAUCAUGUUCACACUUGUCUGUCUGUCGAUGUUUGAUAUUAAUAAUAUUAACGGUUUCUUUUAUAUACUUGAA
Molecule: messenger RNA, 2659 nt
Organism: Clupea harengus (Atlantic herring)
Lineage: Eukaryota; Metazoa; Chordata; Actinopteri; Clupeiformes; Clupeidae
Gene: rft1
Product: RFT1 homolog
Biological process (GO): dolichol-linked oligosaccharide biosynthetic process; glycolipid translocation
Cellular component (GO): endoplasmic reticulum membrane
Source: RefSeq, a predicted model, not a curated record